This is a messenger RNA of Hyla sarda, 4696 nucleotides long. RefSeq names its product coiled-coil domain containing 92B (gene CCDC92B). Bases 461 to 1375 code for a protein of 304 amino acids. The transcript is spliced from 4 exons. The record is from RefSeq and is a predicted model, not a curated record. Lineage: Eukaryota; Metazoa; Chordata; Amphibia; Anura; Hylidae.
UAUAGCAUCCUAAGUGCACUGAGAGCAGAUCCCUAGGGAGGUGGUGGUGAUGAUUUCAUCAUGCUGCUGAGGCUGCCUCUCCCUCCCCCUUUCAGUUUUUCGAGAGGAGAGACCCAGGCUGAGCUCACCAGCUCCUGUCACGUUGUUCUGUUUACGCCUUAUCCUGUGCCCAGCCUCCUGGCCUGAUGCCUUGGUACAUAGAGGGAGGCCUGCAGCAUAUCGCAAAGGAAGAUACCCAGUCCCAUAGCACCGACACCAAGGACUGAGAAUGGGAGGCAAGUGUUCUGCUAUGGAAUGUUUACGUUGGAUUUACCCUUCCCCUCCACCACAGUGAACUUCUAGUGCAUCAACCCCGUCCUUGCCUGUAGAUAAUUUUCCAUCCCUUAUGUAGCCCUCAUGAGGUGAAGCUGCAGCAAACCCCUCCUAACAUUCUCCUUGUCUGCAGGAGUCGACUCUCGUAAUGGAGACUCAGUCUUUGGAACAGCAAAUCCAAAGUGUGGAACGCAACAUUGCCUUCCUAAAAAAGGAACAGCUAGAAAUGUUGCACAAUCUUAACCUGGAGGUUUUCCGCUUGCAGAAACGAUGUACAGAACUAACUCAGAAGCUUGAAGAUAAACAAGUGGAAAGCUUUCAGCAAGAUCAGCUUGAGUUUGAAAUGGAGGAAAAGUGCCGAAUUCUGGAAGCUAGGUAUACUGAAAAGGAACAGCUGAAUCUCCAGUUAAAAAAGGAUCUCUAUCUCCGAGAGAAUCGAGUUGCAGCCUUGAGAUCUAAGCUACGGGAUAAAGAAAGACGGUUCCUGGAGGAGCUGAAGAGAAGAAGUCACAGAGUGACCAUAUUAAACACAGAGCUCCAUAAACAAACUGAAGCUGCAGCUUAUUUAUCUUUCCAGUUGCAUGCCUCCAAGCAAAAGCCACAAAGCUUGCAAAACAACUGCCAGACAACUUCAAGGUCUUUGGACAUCGUUGGAGUCAAGCAACCUCAACAUGAAGUAAGAGUGAGACGGAGAGCACAUAAGAACCACAGUGUCUGGAGGCCUGACUGUUCCUUGGGUAUAGCUAUGUCAAGAGACUAUUGUCAGAGAGAGCAAAUGACCAACUAUGAUGACUUGGAAGCUAUGCCAGACCCAGCUUUAUUUUUAUACCCUAAGAGGUUCCUGCAGCCCCCAAGGCAGAGAUCGGACACAAAAUCCCACUUUGAUAAAAGUGCUUCAGGCCCUGCGGGUGGUGGUCUGUCAGUCGGUCCUCAAUGGUCAGAAAAACUCUCCUCCGAUAAUGAGGACACAUCACCUCCUAUUCCUGUUGUAAAAGCAAAACUUCCAAAAAGUGAGAAAGGAAAAAGGCGAAUAUUGGCCCGACAAGACUCAGAUUCAGAAUGAAGCAGUACACAUAUUUUAAAAUCCCAUGAAAGGAUAUUUAUCAGAACCUAGUAGGCCAUAGGCUGUCUGAAAGGGAGAAAAGGCAGGUACUUUUAGUGACAUAUAUGUCCACUGAGAUUUUGGAUUUAAAGGAACAUUCUCUUUUUGCUAUUGUUCUGUGUCUGGCUGCUUUUUUCUCUUUCUGUUCUUCUUUUAAUAGUUUUUUUUACAUUUUUGUUACAAUUCUAGAACUAUUUUUAUAAAAUUAAUUUUAGUUUUAAAGGUAUUGGGGAAUUAUAACACAUAACGCAAACAGUAACAUUAAUUCUCCAAAGAAGAGUUCAUGAAUCCUACAAAUUAUUGACCUCUUAAAAAUAAAAGAAAGACCAAACAUUGCUCCAGAAAGAUGUUUCUACUUUCCCCGAAACAGUAUUUGCAUAAUUUUAGGACUAACGUUCAGUAGGUCUCUUUGCUGCUUGGCCUUGCCAUCUUCCAUAGGAGUCAGAGGUUUCAUUGGUCCCUGGUUCAGGAUAAUGUGAACAUAAAUAUAAAUACUGAAUGUUAUUUUCCAUUUAAGGGAUUUAAUGUGAAAAUUUCAAAUUUUUCUUAGAACAGAGAUCACUACAAAAUCGUAACAUGUGCUCAAGGAAUUCAGGAAUCCGGAGAAUGAACUGCAGUAUGAUUUUUCUACAACAAGAAAAAAAAAUGUUCUAUUUAUUUUUACAUUGCUCAAAACUGUAUAUUAAAACACUCCGGUUUGCACAAUGAAACAAGAAUGAGCUGGUUUCUCAACAUCUGAUUUACAUCGAUUAAUUUUUGUAAUACAUACCAAAGUAAGAAUUACAUCACAACAAUCUGAAGUAAUAUUCCCUACCAAGCUUUAUGCCAUAUAGACAGUAUUACUAGGCUUAUAAUUACGCAAUGAUGUCAUUGAUGGCUAGACAUGAAGACACUUUACUUAUUCAUCAGUAUGCAAUGAUAUCCGUUCAUCUAAUCUUUAUAAAAUGAUAAUUUUCCUUGUUCCAUCUUUGCAUUUCAAUCUUCAUUAAAUUUUCUUCCAGGCCUUUUACCUUACUCAUGAAAAUCUAAGAGGAAAUGCUCAACAUGCACAUGAUAAGACAAAGCCUCUAACUAGUUUUUAAAGAGAUGUUCUCAUUCGCUGGUUUAUCUCCGGGCAGUGUGGGAACAUUAAGCUAUUAUAUUCAGAGCUACUUUGUGAAUAUAUGAUUUUUAUAGCUUUGAAAUUUGCAUAUAUAUAAAUCAAAGAAGAAUUUAAAAUCUCAUUUUGCAAAGGCUUGUAAGAAGGUCCCUAUCCUCAAGUAGAAGCAUUGUGUGGUCGGUCACAAGCAGGACAUGGAAAAUGUACCUGUUUUGCAAUACAGAUCUGUAUUACUAAAGAUAACCUAGUCACGUAAUACACAUGACCAUGAUCCUUCCAUUGGAGUCAUCAUUGGAAGACUACCAAAUUUGGAUGGAGGACAGAAGCAACAAGGGUCUUUCAAUGUCAACUAAUGAUAUGAAAAUGUUGGGAGUAUGCUUUGUUCAUAUUUUAAAAUAGGCAGUCAUGAUCCACACAUGGGGCCUAGUUUAGUACAAUUACAGAUAGGGUAUAUGUUUUUUUUUUUAUGUUGCUUAGGCCACCAAGUUCUUCUAUCUUUCUAAAUACACAACUUCUAUCGAGCUCACACUGUUAAACUGCGUUCUUCCCUCUGACCAUUAUUUAAAAGAAACUGUAACUUUGUAGGUUGACUGUUACAACAAUACAGCUAGUUAUUAAGGUCUCUGAAUAAGAUCCAAACUGUUCCCUCCUGCUGUCAAAAUUUGGUUUUAUAAUGUGAAAAAUGUGAUUUUUACUCAAACAGAGCUCCAGAUCUCCUGCAUUGCCACAGAGUUAUAGGGUACAUGUCUGGUCUCUAUGCUGCCACUAUUAUGAAGAGCUUAUUAUUAAAGGGGUACUCCACUGGAAAACAUGUUCUUUUAAAUCAACUGGUGCCAGAAAGUUAAACAGAUUUGUAAAUUACUUCUAUUAAAAAAUCUUAAAGGGGUAUUCCAGGAAUUUCUUUUUAUUUGACUAUGCUACAGGGGCUGUAAAGUUAGUGUAGUUCAUAAUAUAGUGUCUGUACCCAUGUGUGACGGUUCUCUCACAAUUCUUAUGUGAUUUUCACUCCACUAUUUAUUUUUAACAGCAUACAAAAUGACUGCUGUCUCAGAUUUUUUCCAGGUUGCAAUGUGGCCGAGACCAGACCUCACUAGUCAGCUAAUGACAGGGAGCCUGUCUGCUUCAAUGGGUGGAGCAAUCGCUUGGUGGGCGUGAGAUCAAUCUGCAACAUCUGUAGGCACCCUGAUUGAAAACCACACUGAUUUGAAUGGAUUCAGCUCAUUUAUGUUUCAAUGGGUGGGGUGGCUGAUGUGUGGGAGAGAGGAAAAUGGAAGCCUUCCUAAGCAUAUCCAUCACUGCCUGCCAGGUACGUACUAAAAUCACCUUAUUUUGGAUAACCCCUUUAAUCAUUCCACUACUUGUCAGCUGCUGUAUACUACAGAGAAAGUUCUUUUUUUUUUUUUUUUUUCUGUUUGACCACAGUGCUCUCUGCUGACACCUCUGUCCAUGUCAGGAACUGUCCAGAGCAAGAGAGGUUUGCUAUGGGGAUUUUCUCCUACUCUGGACAGUUCCUAAAAUGGACAGAAGUGUCUCAGCAGAGAGCACUGUGGCCAGGCAGAAAGUAAAUUAAAAAAGAAAAGAACUUCCUGUGGAGCAUAUAGCAGCUUAUACGUUCUAAAAGGAUUAAGAUCUUUAAAUAGAAGUAAUUUACAAAUCUGUUUAACUUUCUGGCACCAGUGGAUUUAAAAAAAAUGUUUUCCAGUGGAGUACCCCAUUAUAUUCAAAAUAUAUUUGGAGACCCAGGUGUAGGCCCAUUGGCAAUGUCUGGAUGGAUAGGCAUUUGGUGGCUGAGGUUGUUUCACCAAACCUCCCAUACUCAUUGGGCUGGUACAGUUAUGAGAGUGUUGCACUUGGAAUUGUGAUUGUUCCCAGGGGCACUCUCCAUGUGUGAGUAUGUUUCCUAGAUUAUGUUGGUUGCAAAUGACUAGCCAGAGAAAAGAGCAACUCCUUAUUUGGUGAAGUGAAAAACAUGUCUUCUUUAAGAGGCUUUACUGUGGCUGGAGAAGGUUUCCCUACUCUGUUCCUUUUUCUAGAUGUCUCUUUCUCUAGCCUUCAGUAUUAAGAUUUUCUCAAAUGCAGGUAGGAAACUGCUUGGCUUUUUCCACGAUGAGGGGUGCACAAACUUACAGUGGAGGGAAAAAGUAUUUAGUCAGCCACCAAUUGUACAGGUUCUCCCACUUAAA